Molecule: messenger RNA, 543 nt
Organism: Lathyrus sativus (Indian pea)
Lineage: Eukaryota; Viridiplantae; Streptophyta; Magnoliopsida; Fabales; Fabaceae
Source: the annotation of a GenBank genome assembly
AUGAAAAAACCCUCGACUUUUAUGUCAUUUUUUCAAAUUCUUCUCUUUUCUUGUUUUUUUCUUCAACUCCCUCAAUCCUCUACUCAAACGAAUGAAAUAGUUCUUGAUGAUUUGGUGGAUGACAUGUGCAAAAAGACACCAAAUUUAAACCUAUGUAGCUCAACUAUACAUUCCAAUCCUCAAGCAGGCAAAAGUGACGCAAAUGGUAUAGCCGUCAUUAUGGUUAAUGACAUUCUACAAAGUGUCACUGAUACAUUGAGUUUUAUACAAGGUCUUGUGAAAGAAACCAAAGAUCCUGAAUUGCAAAGAAAGUAUGUUGUUUGUGCUGAGACAUACAAUCCAUUAGUGAAAACCAUUCUUCCACUAGCAGUUGAUUCUAUAAACAAAAAAAACUAUGGACUUGCCAUUUACUCUAUGGGUUAUGUUGGAAAGGAUAUUGAUUCUUGCAACAACCAAUUCUCAACUGGUUCACCUUUAGCUGAUAAGACUAGCAGUUUGCAUAAAUUGCUUGAUAUUGGUUCAGCCAUUCUAAAACAAUUAUAA